AUGUCAACCGAAGAGAACCAGAACAGGCAAAACCCUUAUUACGCUAUCUGGCCUGACCCGGGUCAUUGCACUGAAUGCAAUUUCGGGAACAUGAAAUCCGCGCAAACUUGUGAGCGGGUGCUUCCCAACGGCAGCAUGUGCAGCGCGGCACUGCCAUUACGACAGAUGAUGCCUGUCCCCUUGCAGCGAACACAACAACCAUCCCGAACGCGACACGAACUUCGAAGAGACGAUCUUCCUUGCCCUCACUUUACUCGUCGUCACCAUCUUUGUGUUUUUUUUACCACCGUAUUCAUCACCAUCCUCAUUAUCAUCUUCAACGUCUUGACAAUCUUCAAGUCUAUUGCACGACAAGUCUGA
Molecule: messenger RNA, 360 nt
Organism: Fusarium graminearum PH-1
Lineage: Eukaryota; Fungi; Ascomycota; Sordariomycetes; Hypocreales; Nectriaceae
Exons: 2
Coding region: 1-360 (119 amino acids)
Source: RefSeq, a predicted model, not a curated record